Molecule: messenger RNA, 6269 nt
Organism: Symphalangus syndactylus (siamang)
Lineage: Eukaryota; Metazoa; Chordata; Mammalia; Primates; Hylobatidae
Gene: ATE1
Product: arginyltransferase 1
Biological process (GO): protein arginylation
Cellular component (GO): cytoplasm
Molecular function (GO): arginyl-tRNA--protein transferase activity
Source: RefSeq, a predicted model, not a curated record
UCAUCUUUAUUGUUGACUGGGAAAACUAUGAGGACAGACGAGCUUAAAUUAUCUGUGCACGCAGAGGAAAAGAUAAGGCAUAUUACCUUGUUGGAACUCUUUUUUUUUUUUUUUUUUUGAGACGGAGUCUCGCUCUGUCGCCCAGGCUGGAGUGCAGUGGCGCAAUCUCGGCUCACUGCAAGCUCCACCUCCCGGGUUCACGCCAUUCUCCUGCCUCAGCCUCCUGAGUAGCUGGGACUACAGGUGCAUGCCACCACGCCCGGCUAAUUUUUUGUAUUUUUUAGAGACAGGGUUUCACCAUGUUAGCCAGGAUGGUCUCGAUCUCCUGACCUUGUGAUCUACCCGCCUUGGCCUCCCAAAGUGCUGGGAUUACAAGCAUGAGCCACUGCACCCGGCCCUGGAACUCAUUUUUUAAAAAUUUUUUUUGAGAUGGAGUCUUGCAGUGUCGCCCAGGCUGGAGUGCAAUGGCGCGAUCUCAGCUCACUGCAAGCUCCGCCUCCCUGGUUCACGCCAUUCUCCUGCCUCAGCCUCCCGAGUAGCUGGGACUACAGGCACCCACCACCACGCCCAGCUAAUUUUUUGUAUUUUUAGUAGAGUCGGGGUUUCACGUGCUAGCCAGGAUGGUCUCGAUCUCCUGAUCCACCCGCUUCGGCCUCCCAAAGUGCUAGGAUUACAGGUGUGAGCCUCAUUUUUAUAUUUUGCCCUAGACUGUUAUUCCUUAAGAAAUCUUCCUUAAAAUAGUGGUUGCAAAAUGGAGGCCCAUGGGCUGGAUUCAGCCUGUAAAAGUGUUUUGUUUGGACUGUAGAGUUAAAAAAAAAAACCCUGUAUUUCCAGCAUCUCUUAUUAAAAAUUGUAUGUGGCACCGGACUUAUAGUGGUACAAGACAGCAACUGUCUCUACCUGACAGUUGUUUCCCUUAAAAGCCGUUAAGAGUUCCUUAAUUUGCGAACCCUCGCCAUUCACGGAAUACCUGCUUGUGUUCUUAUAUCCAGGGCACUGGAGUGCGUGCCAGCUGGUCUGGAAGCAGCUCCAGCAAGUCACCUACACGGUGGCCAGGGGCGGCCUGAGAGGGUAACUUUCAAUCCGAGACACGCCGGGAAUGACUUUGGGAUAAUCACAACCUCCGGUCCUCAGUUUCCUUACCUGUGAAAUGGGGCUGAUAACGCACAGCUGUGGGAAGCACCGGCCCAAACGCGGGGCUUGGGGGCACGACCACCAUCCCCGCCCACGGGUCCCCGCGCCAGGCCUCGCUCUCUACCCCUCCCGCCGCGGGCCCCAGCGCUUCGCUGAGGUCGGCCCCGGGCGCCGAGAGGCGUGGUCGGCCCCAGCGGACCCUCGCGGCGGCCAUGGCGUCGGUGGUGGAAUACAAGGGCUUCAGGGCCGGCUACCACUGUGGCUACUGCGACUCCAAGGAAGGCAAAGCGUCCUGCGGCAUGUGGGCACAUUCCAUGACAGUACAGGAUUAUCAGGAUCUCAUAGACCGAGGAUGGCGAAGAAGUGGAAAAUACGUGUACAAACCUGUCAUGAAUCAAACAUGUUGUCCUCAGUACACAAUAAGGUGCCGACCUUUACAAUUUCAGCCUUCAAAAUCUCACAAGAAGGUUUUGAAAAAAAUGUUGAAAUUUCUGGCUAAAGGGGAGGUUCCCAAAGGAAGUUGUGAGGAUGAGCCCAUGGAUUCCACAAUGGAUGAUGCUGUUGCGGGUGACUUUGCAUUGAUAAAUAAAUUGGAUAUACAGUGUGAUCUUAAAACACUCAGUGAUGACGUCAAAGAGAGUUUAGAGAGUGAAGGAAAAAAUUCAAAGAAAGAAGAACCUCAUGAAUUACUUCAGUCACAAGAUUUCGUAGGAGAGAGGUUGGGCUCUGGUGAACCAUCACAUUCAGUUAAAGUUCACACAGUUCCUAAGCCAGGCAAAGGGGCUGAUUUGAGUAAGCCUCCAUGUCGAAAAGCAAAGGAAAUCCGGAAAGAAAGGAAAAGGUUAAAACUAAUGCAGCAGAACCCAGCUGGAGAACUUGAGGGUUUCCAGGCUCAAGGUCACCCACCAUCUUUGUUUCCACCAAAGGCUAAAUCCAACCAGCCCAAAUCACUCGAAGAUUUAAUUUUUGAAUCUUUACCAGAGAAUGCUUCACACAAGUUAGAGGUGAGGGUGGUGAGAUCAUCUCCACCAAGUUCGCAGUUCAAAGCCACACUUCUGGAGUCUUACCAGGUCUAUAAACGUUACCAGAUGGUUAUUCACAAGAACCCACCUGAUACGCCAACCGAAAGCCAGGUGAGGUUAGUACCUGUCUCCUUUGAGGACCCAGAGUUCAAGUCGUCUUUCAGCCAGUCCUUUUCUUUGUAUGUCAAGUAUCAAGUGGCCAUACACCAGGAUCCACCCGAUGAAUGUGGGAAGACUGAGUUCACAAGAUUCCUUUGCAGUUCACCCUUGGAGGCAGAGACUCCCCCUAAUGGGCCAGAUUGUGGCUAUGGCUCCUUUCACCAGCAAUACUGGCUUGAUGGAAAGAUCAUUGCUGUGGGGGUGAUUGACAUCCUCCCAAACUGUGUAUCAUCUGUGUAUUUGUACUAUGAUCCUGAUUAUUCGUUUUUAUCUUUGGGUGUCUACUCUGCACUACGAGAAAUUGCUUUUACUAGGCAGCUUCAUGAGAAAAGUUCUCAACUCAGCUAUUAUUAUAUGGGUUUCUACAUUCAUUCGUGUCCCAAGAUGAAAUAUAAGGGUCAGUAUAGACCUUCUGAUUUGCUGUGCCCUGAGACAUAUGUUUGGGUACCCAUUGAGCAAUGCCUGCCUUCACUUGAAAACUCCAAGUACUGCCGUUUCAACCAGGACCCAGAAGCAGUGGAUGAAGAUCGCAGUACAGAACCUGAUCGAUUGCAGGUGUUUCACAAGAGAGCCAUCAUGCCUUACGGUGAUUAUAAGAAACAGCAGAAAGACCCAAGUGAGGAGGCCGCUGUUCUGCAGUAUGCCAGCCUGGUGGGGCAGAAGUGCUCCGAGCGGAUGCUGCUGUUCAGAAACUGACCUGUUCGCCUCUGCCGGGGGGUUCCUGUGUUGUGCUGAUAAUUUGUGCCAGGAUACAUAUUUGGUACCUGUGGGGAAAUAACUGUCACCACCCACAAAUUAGACAUUUUUUAUUUUGACUAUCUGUGGCUUUUAAAAAAUAUUUUGUGGCAAUAUAUCUGUGAGAAUCUCAUAGUUAAUAUAAAGAUUUUAAAACUGCAUUAUGACCUAGCCCCCAUAAUUGGGGUUUAUCAUUUUGGAGGAUUCUUUCUAGGGCAAGAUAUGCUCAAAUUCUCCUGUUUAUAUUUUGUAAAAUGAAGAAGUGAACCUAAGUAACUUAAUCACAGUUGUGCAUUUUUUUUUUGGUUCUGUUAGAGAAAUUAAAACAGACUGUUUCCUCAGGCCCAUUUUAAACUGAACUUGUGCUAGGAAACCUUAAGUAUGGGGAAGGUAGAAAGUUCGUUUCAUCACUUAGAAAAUAUGUCUUCUCAAGAACAAAACUGUGCUGUUACUCAGUGUUCAAUAUGAAAUUGCUGCCAAAUGUUGUGUAGUUUAAUAGAGAACUUGAAAAAAUAAAACAUUAAAAUGGCUCUUGUGUUAGCUAGCAUCAGGUAUCCAUUUGUUCAGGACAGUCCUGUUCAUGUCUGUUGUCUUGGCAUAGUUUUUUCCCCUAGGAUAUAGUACUCCCUUUUACUCUAAAAAAUAUCCCAGUUUGGACAAUAAAAUAAAUAAUUACUCUAGUUAUAUUAUUUGCUUUAUUUCUAAAAAUGUAAGAAGUUGAAUUUUUUUAAAGAAAAAUGUUGGUUCCUGCCUUGAUCUAAGCCUCAUCCAAAGGAAAUAAAUAGUCACUAGUUUUUUAUCUUACAACUCAGGACAUUCAUCUUUGGUUAUUAAUGGAAAUUGGUAUGUGAUUACUUUCAUAGUUAUGCCACAAAUCACAUUUAAGAAGGAAUCAUUCUGACCUCUGUUCCAGGACAAGAGCUAGAACCAUCCAGUUCUUGUCCUUUGAUUUGAGAGUCGGAGUCAGGGUGGCUUCUGCCACCCUUAGUAACUCAGAGUAGAGGCCAGCCCCCUCCUUCCCUCUUACUUUCUUUUGCUGAGUCCUUUGCCCACCUGUCAAGGUGGCAGGCACUGUGCUGGGUACAGGAGGACAGUCAGACAUGUCCCUUCUUAGCUAUAGUUGAGCUGUCUGGGAAACAGGAUGAAAAACAGGAGGGUUAUUUUCUUGUGCCCUCUUUGUCAGCUGAUCCCCUCUUCUGCUACCAGCUGUUUGGCCAGCAAGCCGUUUUUAGUCCCCACUUUGCCCAUUUUUCUGUUUUGGUUCAUCGUUUCUUAAAAGCCGUGUUAUAAAAUGUGGUAGUUUGAAUCCUGUUGCUAAUUUUAAACUUUUCUCUAAAAUGUACUGAAUUUUGACAAAAAUUUGAAAAUAUCCUCAGCUAACUAGAAUAAAAAGGAUCAAAAAACAAUGAUUUUAAAAAUGAAAUCUCUAGAAACUCAACAUCCAAGUCAGCCAUAUUUCCUCAUUCAGAGUGUGUGUGUCACACCUGCCAAGGUGCUGAGUACUCUGCUAACCGAGCUAGAGUAGUGAGCAAAGCCAUUUUCUCUGAUCACAAGAUUUUACAUUUUUCUGGGAUUUUGACCUGCAAAAUAGUCUCGUAAGAGCAUUUGAGAGACUUACUUGGAACUGCCUUCAGAAUCUAUACAGCCUUUUUUCUCUUUUUCCUCUAAAAUGAAAAGAGCUUCAUUUUAUGAUUAUAACAAAAGUGAUACUGUAAGCAGUUAGAACAUUAAGAAGUAUAAAUAAAAAGUAAAAAUCAUCUAAAACCCUACCAUACUCAGAAGAAAAGAACUGUCAUGUAUGUAUACACACAUACCUAUAUAAUUUUAAUAUAAAUAGAAUUAUGUUCUACAUGCUGUUUUAUUUCCUCAACAGUAAAUUAUGGACAUGUCUGAAAUUUGAAAUAAAUUUCAAAAUAAGGCUUCAGAAAGUGUAGUAAGUAAUCUCUGCAUUAUUAAAAAUAAGCAGGGUAGGGCUGGUACUUGGCUCCCUUAGCAUUCGAAUGUCGAGCUUGAUGUUAUCACUGCAUCUUCCCUCCUUUUGUCUUUGUGAUUAGCAUGUAAAAUGGUAUUCAUAAAUAUCACAACCCUUGAAUAUCAAAUGAAGAGAAAACUUGACUCCAACAUCUUACCACAACUCUGGUUUCUUCCUGCAGAAUUCAUUUUCAGAGGAAAAUGAUGAAUCAUCCCUGUCUGUGAACCACUGUGCUUUCCCUGAGGGUGGCAUUGUAGGUUGACGCCAGCAAAGCCUCAGAGUGACUUGAGCAUUGGAGAUCCUUCUACUUGGCUGCUGUUUUCAUGCAUUAUGUUUGUUUGAGAAUAGAUAGUGUAUUGAUCCGAGUAGUCAAAGUGUCUUAAAAGGACACCUAUUUGUCCUUUUGAGCCCCAGCUGAGCGAAUAUUGAUAGUGGGCUAGGAAAGCAUAGUCAAGAAAAGUGACCCACCUUGUUACUUGACCAGCAGUCUAGCUGACAGAUCUGAUUUUAUGUUCGUGGCUUUCCAUAAAGAAAGACGCAAGGACUUUUCAAAGACAGUUUAUAUCUUUCCAAGGCAGGAAGCUUUGCGUUUGCAACCUUAGUGUUGCGUCCCCUCCUGAUUUCAAAUACAUCACACCUGCCUUCCUGUUUUGGGAGCAAAGAUGUAAUUUUGAUUCCCCGUGCUACCAUCCUUAUUUAAAUUAUUUCCAUUCUAAGAGAUUUUUGUUAUUUUUUUAAUGUAAUCUGAGCACUUUUUUUGUAUUCUGAAAGAUAGACGCUAUCAGAUAACUAUAUUGUUCAUUUGAUUAAAAUUAUUUAGAUAAAUAUUACUAUGUUGACUUUUAAAUAGCUUUAUCCUAUUUUUCAUUCAUUUUGCAAAUAUUUGUUGUGUGUAGUUUCUUAACAUGCCAAUCUAUUAUGUAAAAGAAACUUUUCAGAUUUCUGAACAGUAUAUGCUUUGAUUUUAUAGGCUUUAUAUUAUUUCAGUAUGAAUAAAGAUAAGGAAUAUGAUGAACAGUUAACUAAAAUGUAUCUGUUGUUGCUAACUUGAAAGAAAUGAAGUAGAAACAGUUGGAAAAUGUUUGAAUUAGAAGUUAUUCAAGUGCACAUUCUUUCUAAAAGAAAACCAAUGACUAUAAGGCCAAACAAGUUUGAUUGCAUGUGGUAUUUUUUGCUCUUGUAUAUGCUUUUUGAACAAGCUAUUUGAUAAAGCCUGAAUGGAAAGAAUAAAGCUGUUUCUAUCUGCA